Molecule: messenger RNA, 2804 nt
Organism: Canis lupus familiaris (dog)
Lineage: Eukaryota; Metazoa; Chordata; Mammalia; Carnivora; Canidae
Product: protein MIS12 homolog
Exons: 1
Coding region: 1129-1749 (206 amino acids)
Biological process (GO): mitotic sister chromatid segregation; kinetochore assembly; protein localization to kinetochore
Cellular component (GO): nucleus; chromosome, centromeric region
Source: RefSeq, a predicted model, not a curated record
AUUUUCAGCUAGUGUAGAUGGAAUGACUUCCAUAGAAUCUCCAAAAGCACGAACGCAGUAGGAUUCCAUCCUACUCAAUGUUCGUGAAUAUUCAGUUAACCGCAGGGCCAAUUCUAUCCCUGGAGUACCACCUCCUGCAAUAAGAGCUCUCUUCUUCACUAAACAGCGAAUAACACAUAGGGCAUCAUGAAUAGAGUGCUCAGCUUCUUUAAUCACCAAUUUGUUAGAUCCACCAACAACAAUUCUGUUUUUCCCUGGGCUUGUACAGCCUGUAAUCUUAAGCAGUUUGCCAGAAUCAUUUAAAUUGACCUCCUCAGCUAACUCAGCUGAUCCCAGCAUGUCAGCAGUGAAUUGGUCAAUAUGAGAGCAACUGGCUUGGUUCCAAUUGUCAUAAAAAUGAAUUCAGUGUCUUAUCUUUCAAUAUCCUUAACCACCAUAAUCUUCAUCUUGUUCAGGAAAUGUAAUGCAAGAUCACUAAGAGCAUCUCUCAGGAUAGAUUUCUGUAUGAGGAGGACAUUACAACCUGUUUUUUAAUUUGCUUCACUAAAUUGAGAAUAUAAGCUCUCUCCUCCCGAAGCACUUGAUCCAUCUGGACGUAGUCAGAAACUACAAUUUGAUUAUCCAUAUCCGUUUUGGGAGCAGAUAAGCAAAACUGAAUAAGCCCAAUCUUAGCCUUUUCAACUCUGGUUAUGCCAGAAUUUGCCACCUUCUGAGUAAGUACCAGCCCUUCCACCAGCUCACAGUCAUCAAUUGUCCCACCAAGUUUCUUAACUAUUUUAAUGUCUCUAAGAUCUACACUAGUGGCGGUGGCUGGGUCAAUCACUUUCAUCACUGCAUUUACACUCAUUGGAGAAAGCAGACUGAAUACUGAGACACAACCUUUGAGUUCAAGGAAGUGGUAGCACUAUUUAAUAAAGUUUCUCUGUCACUCAGUUCCACAGGUCGAGACAUGUCAGUCAAGAUUUCUAUACCCUGGUCGGCAUCCGGGAAGCCAGCGGCCCCGCCUCUCCGCAGCUGCAGGCGCUGGUUUAAAGGCGGUGGCAGGAAGCCCGUGCGCGGUUGGUGUCGUCGCCCUCGCGCCCGCUCGGAUUUUUCAUAGUCAGAAUUAACCAAACAAAAUAAGCCAAGAUGUCCGUGGACCUGAUGACCUAUGAGGCCCAGUUCUUCCGCUUCACAGUGCAAACUUGCAUGCUGAGAAUCUACAUUGCAUUUCAAGACUACCUAUUUGAAGUGAUGCAGGCCGUCGAACAGGUCAUUCUGAAAAAGCUAGGUGACCUCCCAGGCUGUGAGAUCAACCCUGUCCAGGUUCGUAAAUGCACAGAGAAGUUCCUCGGCUUCAUGAAGGGACGUUUUGAUAACCUUUUUGGCAAAAUGGAGCAGCUGUUUUUACAGUUGAUUCUGUGCAUUCCCCCAAACAUUUUGCUUCCAGAAGACAAACCCCAGGAGCUGCAUCCUUGUAGUGAGGAAGAGUUCCGGCUCCUCCAGGAGGAAAUUGAACAGUUACAGGAGAAGUAUAAGACCGAAUUAGGCGCUAAGCAGGCCCUUCUCGCAGAAUUAGAGGAACAAAAAAUUAUGCAGGCCCAACUUAAGCAGACUCUGGUUUUGUUUGAUGAACUCGAAAAUGCUGGCCAAGAUCACGGGACUAGUGAUUUCAGGGAAAGCCUGGUGUUCCUGGUCCAGAACUCCAGAAAACUACAGACUAUUAGGGACACUAUGGAACGGGAAGGCAAGAGAAUGAAAAUACUGUAAUUUCUAAGUAGUGACAGGAACCCGUCAGAAAGUAGAAUAGGAAGGGAUUGAUGUGAAUGAUAUUCUGGUGAACUGAAUUUUCUUACGGGAUUUCAUUUAUUGGCUCUUUCUUGUACUCCGCACUUCCCUCUGUCUGGCCACACUCUGCUAGGGCAUCUACACUACCCUGAACUAAUCCUUUGAGCCCAUGUUCCCUAGAGACCUCUCACAGGUGGGAAAGGGUUCCUGGUCCAGCAGCAUGUCACCGGGCACCAGGACUGCAGCAGCAGAGCCCUCCUGGGCUGGUCAGAGAGAUCUGUAAAAGCAGUCCCUUGAUCAGGGGCUCCUUGUAACCUUGAUCCUUCUAACUUAUUCUUUGGAUGCGAUCAAAUGAGAAAAAGGUUAAGUGGGCGGCUUCGUUAGGAACCAGCGACUGCAUGGCCGGAUGGGUGCUGGCACCACCCGUGGCCUGCUCUCGUCCACGAAUUGCCUUACACAACAAGUUAACCGAUAGGAAGAAGCAAAUAGAGAAACACCACCCGUGUGAUCCUUAGUAAAGAGGAGAGAAGUUGUUUUCGUUCCUAAAAUAAAUGCUUUCUGUGAUCAUGGUGUUGGAGAUGUGGAGCUGUUUGCUCUGUGGGAGCCUGGUUGGGAAGACCAUGGACACAGAAGAGGCAAGUGUGACUGGAGUGGAGGGGCAAGCCUAGAACAGCCGGGAGCAAAGUAUCUGAACUGACCACUAGGUAUUUAUGUCAUUUUCCUCCCAUACUUUAGUUUUGCCUUGUCCCUAAUAUUUUUAACUUACUUAUUCAUACUCCUACGCAUCAAAUAUUUAGUACCCACAGUGCGAAAUUUUAGCUGCCUCAUACUUGGAUUUAGUGGAAUCUAAUAUUUUCUUCUGAAAUUAAUCCAUGGAAGUGUUAUAUCACCCAGAAAAAGAGCAGAAUAUCAGUAGCUGCUCCUACGGUGUUGCUUACUUUCCAUGUCUUCCAAAAGAACGGGAUUUCGAGUUUCUCCUUUAUGUAGAAGAGUAGCUCAGGGCGUUAAUACUUGGAAUUAAAUAUUCAUAGAUUUAA